Messenger RNA from Asparagus officinalis (garden asparagus), 1062 nucleotides. RefSeq names its product tetraspanin-8-like. Gene Ontology annotation, cellular component: plasmodesma; plasma membrane. Gene Ontology annotation, biological process: auxin-activated signaling pathway. Bases 141 to 956 code for a protein of 271 amino acids. The record is from RefSeq and is a predicted model, not a curated record. Lineage: Eukaryota; Viridiplantae; Streptophyta; Magnoliopsida; Asparagales; Asparagaceae. The transcript is spliced from 4 exons.
AACAUGGAAAGAGUAAGAAAAAUCAUCAUAAGAUCUCAAAGUCAUAACUUCCACAGUUUCACCCUCUUAAAACCCCCCCUUCUCUACGUUCUCGUCCUCCGCCGUAACAUCCUAACCCACCUCUCACCGCCCCCCGAACAAUGGUUCGCAUCAGCAACGGUUUAAUCGCCACCCUCAACAUCAUCACCCUCCUCCUCUCGAUUCCGAUCGUCGGCGGCGGAAUCUGGCUCUCGUCCAAGGCCUCCGCCUCCGUCUGCGAGAAGUUCCUCUCCAACCCUCUCAUCGCUUUUGGUGUCCUUCUCUUUUUGAUAUCCCUCGCUGGCCUCCUCGGUUCUUGCUGCAGGAUCACAUGGCUCCUCUGGCUCUACCUCUUUGCAAUGUUCAUCUUGAUCGUGCUCAUUCUUUGCUUCACAGUCUUUGCUUUUGCCGUGACUAAUAAGGGCGUAGGCCAAGUUGUUUCAGGGAGAGGAUAUAAGGAGUAUAAGCUUGGUGAUUAUUCUCAUUGGUUACAAAAGAGGAUGAAUAAUCCUAAGAAUUGGGACAAGAUUCGCAGUUGUUUAGUGGAUAGCAAGGUUUGUAGAAAUCUUCAGGAGAAGAGGCAGACACUCAGUGAGUUUAUCAACGGCAGUCUCUCUCCAAUUCAGUCUGGAUGUUGCAAGCCCCCAUCGGCAUGCAACUUCACGUACAGAAGCGACACAAUAUGGGACAAACCCACAGGCUUCAGCAGCAACUCAAGCAUCGACGACUGCGGCACCUGGCAGAGUGACCAGACCAAGCUCUGCUACGGCCAGUCUUGCAAGGCCGGAGUACUCGCCAACAUCAAGAAUGACUGGAAGAAGGUGGCCAUCAUUAACAUCGUUGUCCUCGCCUUCCUCAUUGUUGUGUACUCUGUUGGAUGUUGUGCUUUCAGGAACAACAGGAAGGAUAAUUACUACAGAUGGAAAGGAUAUCCUUAGACAAAGGAUCCUUAAGAAGAGAGCAGCAAGAGCUUAGAUCUUCCUCUGUAUAUAUAGAGUCAUGGAUGAUUAUGCUUUUAUUUUUAUUUUUAAUUUUUCAUUGUUC